Messenger RNA from Elaeis guineensis (African oil palm), 1207 nucleotides. NCBI's taxonomy places the organism in Eukaryota, Viridiplantae, Streptophyta, Magnoliopsida, Arecales, Arecaceae. The record is from RefSeq and is a predicted model, not a curated record.
UAAUAUAAUUAGAUGAUACGCUCCGCAACGAUUUUAUGACACACCGUGCAUCAAUUUUAUUGCACACCGUGCACAGAGAACAGGAAAACUAUAUAUCGGACGCCGCUAUCUGCGCAUCUUCUGACCACCUGCCUUCCCUUCUUUCCAAUAAAAGAAAAAUUGGCACUCCAAACCUUUCCCUGUCGGAACCCAACCAACAUCCCCCUUUCUCUCUCUCCAAUGUUGAAGCUAUGGAGAUGGUACCGGAACUGCCUCGCCGUGCAUCCGGUGAAGACCCAGAUGAUCAGCUCCGGGUUCCUCUGGGGUCUGGGAGACAUCGGAGCUCAGACCGUCACCCAUUCGACCCUAAGAAAACAGCAUCAACUCACCGUAAUCUCCGAUCAAGAAAACCCUCCUCAGCAGGAAGAUAAAGAGCUCAAAAUCAAUUGGAAAAGGGUGGCUAUCACAAGUACGUUUGGAUUUGCAUAUGAUGGACCAGUUGGCCACUACUGGUAUGAAUACUUGGACUAUUACAUUCGAGUCCGACUUCAACUGCAACCUAAAUCCUUUAAAUUUGUUACUGCAAAGGUUGCUGCAGAUGGGCUUCUCUGUGGGCCUUUGGAUUUACUUAUCUUUUUCUCAUACAUGGGUUUUGCCUCUGGGAAGAGCAUGGACCAAGUGAAGGAAGAUGUGAAGAAGGAUUUCCUUCCGGCUCUUCUUGUUGAGGCAGGAGUUUGGCCAUUCGUCCAAGUUGCAAACUUCAGAUUUGUUCCAGUGAGAUACCAACUUCUUUAUGUAAAUUUCUUUUGCCUGCUUGAUAGCACCUUCCUGUCUUGGAUCGAACAACAAGCUGAUGCUCCAUGGAAGAAGUGGUUUGCACCAAUAGUUACCCUGGAAGAUCAGAAAGGUCAGGCUUGAUAUCUUACCUUCAGAUAAAUUCAACAGUAGAUUUCAGCUAUUCGGACAGUUGCAUUUGAGGGUCUUGGAAACUGGACUAGUGUUCUGCGUUAUAGAGUUUUGGGGCCGGGAACCUGAUGCUUUUGACCCGAAGGUCUCCCUUCAGUUGCCUUGAGGCCAGUCCUCAAAGGAAGCUGUUGAAGUGCCCACUGUUGUAUUAUUAUCCAUUACUUUUGGGAUGAUCAAGCUGUAAGUGCUACCAAUCACAGUCAAUUACUGGCUUUUUAGCCGUUACCUGAAUUUUUUGGUAUUCACAGAUGGAUUCAAAGAG